Messenger RNA from Penicillium samsonianum, 1356 nucleotides. RefSeq names its product SNF2-like protein. Lineage: Eukaryota; Fungi; Ascomycota; Eurotiomycetes; Eurotiales; Aspergillaceae. The record is from RefSeq and is a predicted model, not a curated record. Bases 1 to 1356 code for a protein of 451 amino acids. The transcript has 2 exons.
AUGUCUUCCGAAAAGGCAAAGGGGAAGCGCCCUGCAACUUCGCCCGCACCGGGGUCUCCGGGCCCAAGCAAGAAGGCAACUCAGGAAGAUACCUGGGAUGGUGAAAUUCUCUCCGCCGCAGAGACAGAGACAGAGACAGAGAUAGCUUCGCUUAAGACAAAGAGCCUCAAAGCCGCCCGACAAACCAAAGCCACCUCUUUUGUUCCGGUGAAUCUCGAGGGGAAAGAUUGGCUGAAAGCCGACGGCCAAGAGGCCAUGCUGGCUGCAUAUCUUGGCUUUCAGAACACCUCUGACUUACGCAAAUUUGCAAUUUCAUGGGUGUGCCUUGCAGCCGAACAGUACUUUCGAGGGGCGGCCAGGGGACUGAGGAAGAUCGGACCGUUUCAACUGCUUUCAAAGGCUGCGAACAAGGACAGACUUGCACGGGUAGAGGAACCAGAAACCGCGUGGCCUUACAAGGAUACAGACAGCGAAUUACGAAAGGCUUUUCAGAAGAAAUGGAUCGUGGCCUGGUCGCUAUUUAAGAUGGCGUUUAACGUUCAUGUUUACAAUGCAAACACCGCAGAGGAAAACAACAGACGGACAAAAUCUGAACAGGCGAAGUUUCUAGAGCGCCACGCAUCAGAAUUUGAGAAGCUAAAUCUCACUUUCCCAAGUGAAACAGUCGAAUUCCCCUCUCCCUAUCUCGGCCCCUUCAAAGAUACGAAGGAGGGAGAACUGGAGGUGUUCAAUCGUUGCUGGGAGGUACAGCGAUAUAUUUCAUCUGGGUUUUUCAGGUCAAACUGGAAAAAACGCUUUGGUAGUUCCAAGGCAAUGAACAAUGGAACUACAGUCAACCAGUCGAACUUUCCCGCUUGGAUGCAAACCGCAGGCGAAAAAGUACCGCCCGGCCUUGGGACCAUCGGUUCAACGUUCGAGACCGACAAACUUCCACCCAUCGAGGUCAAGCUUCUCUGGAUUCGGGGUCCAAAGGUUCGCCAAAAUGAAGAAACCGAAGAAGCUAUUGAACAAGCGGACUUGAAAGGCAUAGGUAUUCCCUCGACUGAACAGGAGUUACCAUGGGACCCGCGGCUGUGCGUCAGUGGUUAUCACUUCAGAGAUAAGCUGCUACGCUUCAUGGGCUGCCGAGAGCUUGGACUUAACCUCCAGGGGUUGAGACUGAAAUUCCAUGACAGUGCGGAGGAUAUUGAUUUUGAUCAAGAUGCAAUGGGCGGUUCUUGGGAUAAUUUGAGAGGCUUUAUGUCCAAGCAGACAAACUCCAACUUCUCGCUAUGGGUAAAGCUUGAACCAUUCGACACUGAGGACCCCAUAGCAAACAUUUUCGAAGACCCGCACAUUCCAGCAGACAUCCAAUAA